Messenger RNA from Acanthosepion pharaonis, 642 nucleotides. The record is from the annotation of a GenBank genome assembly. Lineage: Eukaryota; Metazoa; Mollusca; Cephalopoda; Sepiida; Sepiidae.
AUGCUCAUCACGAAUGCCUCCAAGGAGUCGCGGAAGAUCAAGGCGGCGGCUUUGGUGAACGAGCUAAGGCACGGGUCCGUCGAGAUGCCGAGGUUGUUCUCUGAUGAAAAGAAUGUCAUCCAGGUCCAGAAGAGCAACAGGCAAAACGACAGCAAGGGGGACGUCAUGCUUCAGUUCUUUUUUCAAAAGGGCUUGAGAGCAAAGGCUGACAUCUACCAGGAGAUGCUGAGGAGCGUGGCGGAGCCCUGGAUGGACGAGAUCGCUUCCGGACGCCCCUACGUCUUCCAGCCCGUCUUCGCUCCUGCACACAAAGCCAAGACGACACAGACGUGGCUGCUCAUCAUUGUUUCUCAACAUUGGUCGCCUGACUUGUGGCCUCCCUCCUCUCUCGACUGUAACCCCCUACUACUACUUGUCGGGCGCGAUCGAGGCCAAGUCCAACAGGCACGCCUACAACAACCUUUAUUAUUUACGAUUUUUUUUCUCUUUCCUUAUAUUAUCUUUCUAUCUUCAUUUCUCUUCUCUUUUCCUCAACUGCUUUAUUUAUUUAAUUAUCUGAUUCGCUUCAUUUCUUUCUUUCAUUUGUGCUUCAUUUUAAUAUUAAUUCUUCGUUUCUAUUCUCGUUUCGCUUUGUCCAGUUAA